Messenger RNA from Phaeoacremonium minimum UCRPA7, 1056 nucleotides. Its product is annotated as putative lipase 2 protein. Gene Ontology annotation, molecular function: hydrolase activity. Lineage: Eukaryota; Fungi; Ascomycota; Sordariomycetes; Togniniales; Togniniaceae. The record is from RefSeq and is a predicted model, not a curated record. Bases 1 to 1056 code for a protein of 351 amino acids. The transcript has 2 exons.
AUGGGUUCCCUUGACUUACAAGACCCCCCAAAGGAGCAAGCCGCCUCCACGGGCCCGCAGCCCCCAUACCCCCUCCACCACAGCGUCCUCGCCAGGAUAGACCAAGACUACGCUGCAUUCUACAACAAGCACAUCUUCGACAAACAGCAGGUACAUCUACAGCCCAUAGAAGCGUCAAGAACAAGUGGUGUUCUCAUUCCCGGCGCCGGACCGCUGCUGCCGGUGGGGAAGACUGCCGAUUAUGCUAUCACGCGGAAGGAGAGCACAGGACCGGACGUCAAGGUGCGGUGUUUCACGCCUCAGGGGCAGAAGCCUGACGGAGGAUGGCCAGUUAUGAUCUACUUCCACGGUGGCGGUUGGGUGCUCGGCAACAUUGACACGGAGAAUGUCGUGUCAACGAACCUAUGUUCGCGUGGUCGGAGUGUGGUUGUGUCAGUGGAUUACAGAUUAGCUCCUGAGGACCCGUAUCCCGCAGCCGUGCAUGACUGCUGGGAGGCAGUACUCUGGGUGUUGGGCGAGGGCAAGGAGAUUCUGGAGCUGAACACAGACAAGAUGGCGACCGGCGGCUCAUCCGCAGGCGGCAAUCUAGCAGCCAUAAUGUGCCAACGAGCAGUUGCGCGCGGCGGACCAAAAUUCUCGCUGCAGCUGCUCUCCGUGCCCGUGAUGGACAACACAGCCGACACGACUAACAACCAAUCGUACAAGGAGAACGAGUUCGUGCCGGCGCUACCGGCAGAGAAGAUGCUCUGGUACAGGAGACACUACCUACCCAACCAGGAGGACUGGGCACAUCCGGAGUCAAGUCCGUUGCUGUGGGAGGGCGAUUGGUCGAAGCUGCCGCCUGCUGUGAUGGUGCUGGGAGGGCUGGAUGUACUUCGAACGGAGGGCGAGCAGUUCGCCGAGAAACUGCAGAAGGCAGGCGUCGAGGCGAAGGUCACAAUCUACAAGGGCAUGCCGCACCCGUUCUUGGCUAUGGACGGCGCACUCGAGGUUGGACGGGAUUCUAUCACCCGGUUCUGCGAGGGCUUGUUGAACACGAUGUACCUACCUAACUAG